AUAUAUAUAAAUCAUACUUAUUUCUUAUUAACUUUUGCAAAAGUUUUGUAUAUGGUUUCCGUUCAAAAUAUUAAUUUACCAUAUUUCUUACUUUAAAAAUACUUAAAGCUAUUCAUUUUACCGCCCUGAAUGAAAGAACAUUCAUCUGAAGCCCGUCCUGAAUCCAAAGGUAAAAUGUAAUGAGGUGUAACCUGCCCUGUCUCGAUUUCAAUCAAAUAAGCUGGUUAGCAGAAAUCAUUAAACAGCAUAAUCUAAUUAGAAUAGGAACGUUUAAGACAAACAUUGAUUUUGCCAUUAGAAAUCUGGGUUUAGAAUAUUGCAUUUACCAUUUUCAAAGCAUUAAGAGUUUGAUAGACAGAAUUUAAACUAUUAAUUUAAAUAAGCUUUCAUAUCAAUACUUACAGGACAGAACUUUUUAAGUUUAAUUUCUCUAGAUUUCUCUAAGACUGCAAGAUCAACAUGACAUCUCAGGUCGCACGGACGGUCUUGCGACUGGAUCCUGAAUCAGUUCAGGCGCUGAAAGAUGGCAUUAAUUUCCAGAAAAACACAGAGGACGGGAAAUGUUACAUCAUUUACAAAAACAAAGACAAACUCCGUGCAUGCAGGAACCAGUGCAAGCACCAGGGUGGACUCUUCAUUAAAGACAUUGAGGAUAUUGAUGGCAGAACUGUGCGCUGCACCAAACACUACUGGAAACUUAACGUGGCCACAAUGGAGUACGUGAACCCACCCGACAGUUUCAUGCAGGAUGAACUUGAUGCAGUGUUUUCAGGUACAGAUGGUAGUUUAGAGCUGGUGGAGUUGAAUCCUCCAGAUCCUUGGACUGUGGAUCUCAGAGAACAACAAAAGCUACAAGUCGGCGAGAUGACGUUGACGUACAUUACGCAUGCAUGCAUGGAGCUUAAAGCCGGGAAUAAGCAGAUGAUGUUUGACCCGUGGCUGACGGGUCCGGCGUUUGCUCGAGGAUGGUGGCUUUUACACGAGCCUCCGCCUGAUGCGAUGGAGAGACUCUGUCGGGCUGAUCUGAUUUACAUCAGCCACAUGCACUCGGAUCAUCUCAGCUACCCCACAUUGAAACUUCUUGCCCAAAAGCGGCCAGAUAUUCCCAUUUAUGUUGGAGACACCUCACGGCCGGUGUUCUGGUAUCUGGGGAAAAGUGGCGUGAAUUUAACAAACAUCAAAGUCGUGCCGUUUGGUGUAUGGCAGAAUGUCGAUGAAAACCUGCGAUUUAUGAUUCUAAUGGACGGAGUUCAUCCUGAGAUGGAUACCUGCGUAAUCGUGGAGUAUAAAGGUCACAUGAUACUGAACACAGUCGAUUGCACAAGACCAAACAACGGACGUCUCCCACACGGUGUCGACGUUAUGAUGAGUGACUUUGCCGGUGGCGCAUCUGGAUUUCCAAUGACAUUUCAUGGCGGCAAAUACACAGAAACCUGGAAGAGUGAUUUCAUUAAGAACGAAAGGAAGAAACUGUUAAACUAUAAGACGCAGCUGGUGAAUUCCCUACAGCCCAAGAUCUACUGUCCAUUCGCUGGUUACUUCACUGAAGCUCACCCUUCAGACAGGUACAUAAAGGAGACAAACAUCAAGAACAAUCCAGUAGACCUGAACGAAUCCAUAAGGAAGAGAUGCCCAAAUACCUUAACCUGGACUCCUUUACCUGGUUCAGUGUUGGAUUUGGCCAUAGCUCUGGAUGACAAAUCCAACAGGAAGGCCAUUACUGAACCGCCAAAUGGUUCAAAGAUCUAUAAGGACAGUUGGGACUUUGACUUGUAUUUGGAUGAGCUGAAUGCUUCCAUUUCAGCUGAUAUCUUUAAAUACAAAAGCUGGAUCCAGUUUUAUUAUAACUGGGCGGGAUUUAAAGGCUACAAUCUGGUCAUUCGGGUUAUUGAGACCGAUGAUGAUUUCAAUCGAUUGGACGGUGGUUUCGAUUACCUUGUGGACUUUAUGGAUCUUUCAUUUCCAGAUAAAAGACCAGAGAGAGAUCACUCAUAUGAGGAGAUUAAGAACAGAGUUGGGGUGAUGAGACAUGUGGUUCUGAAUGGGCGGUUAUGGGACGAUCUGUACAUUGGCUUCAAUAACAGAAUGAGUCGAGAUCCUGAUGUUUACCACCACAAGUUCUGGAAUCAUUUUCAGACAGAACUACCACUAUCAGCGCCAGACUGGGACCAUUUCCUUCAAACGGUCUCUGAAACGGACCGGACACAGGAAAGCAAUGGCGGCUGUGUGCUGUGUUAAUGCAAACACAACUUUUCUAGCAUACAACAGUUUAAAUGAUACUAUCAAGAUGUUUGAGUGGUUUUAUAAAUGAUUUGCUUGUGUUUAUCUGGGGUUUUUGGGUAGAAGGAAAAUGUAACUUCAGAUCGAUGUCAAAUGGAAGAUUACAUUGACAUAAUUUAGAAUGAUUACUACGAAUAAUUAAAUGAUUUACUCAGAUCAAUGAAAUGCUGCUCAAUCAUCCUUUUUGAAAUUCAUGCCUUAGUUACACUAUCACAAAUGGUUUUUAGCAUUUUUAAGAUUUAUGUUUCAAUAUCAUAAAAUUCCAUCGAAUAGAAUUGUCUGAUUUUUAAGAAUCAAAUCAACACAAAUGAAAAUAUUUAAGUUUUAUUUUAUUUAUUUGGUUUUGUUAAAGAUUACUCAAUUUAAUUUGAUAGACUUUGAAAUGCAUAUUUUUGAGUGUAUAAACAGAUCUAAUGACCACAAAAACACUAUAAUCCUUUGACACAGUUAAAGUUAUGUUUUAACUUAUUACACAGAAUACUUGAUCGUGAUUGGCCAGUUGCUGCAUUCUGGGGUCAAAUGUUUAGGUUUAAUGAGUGCUAAAAUGUAUUUAAUGGAUGUAACUGAUUUACUAAAUAGCUGUGCAAGUUUCAUGCCUCGUGUCUCCAUCCGAGCCCUUUUUCUUCUCACAUAAUAAAAUCAUUUCAAAUCAAAGUUUGUUUCUACAGCA
Messenger RNA from Xyrauchen texanus (razorback sucker), 2950 nucleotides. Its product is annotated as cytidine monophosphate-N-acetylneuraminic acid hydroxylase-like. Gene Ontology annotation, molecular function: 2 iron, 2 sulfur cluster binding. The coding region runs from base 460 to 2238 and encodes 592 amino acids. The transcript is spliced from 14 exons. The record is from RefSeq and is a predicted model, not a curated record. NCBI's taxonomy places the organism in Eukaryota, Metazoa, Chordata, Actinopteri, Cypriniformes, Catostomidae.